AAAAAGAAUAAGAAGUCGAACAUAUAUGAUGACCCUAUUAUAAAAGAAGAGAGAUAAACGUCUUUGACUAUGAUCAAUAAAAACAAAGAUGACAAUCUCUGACUAUGUUUUUACUGUGAUCGUUGUAUUCUCUGUUUUUUGGUAUCUUUGGCUUUACACCAACUACAAACGGCGGUUUCCACCGUUGCCGCCGGGACCUUGGGGCCUUCCCAUCAUCGGAAACCUUCCAUUCCUCCAACCGGAGCUUCACACAUACUUCCAAGGGCUGGCUAAACAGCACGGUCCCAUUUUCAAACUCUGGCUCGGUGCCAAGCUGACAAUUGUGGUCAGCUCUCCUGAAGUAGCGCAAGAGAUUCUCAGAACCAAUGAUACGAUCUUUGCUAACCGUGAUAUCCCUGCUGUGGCUCCGGGCAAUACGUAUGGCGGUUCUGAGAUCCUUUGGUCGCCGUAUGGACCAAAGUGGCGGAUGCUUAGGAAACUAUGUGUUAAUAGGCUACUAAGCAACGCCAUGUUGGAUUCCUCCGUUGAACUCCGUCGUGGAGAGACUCGGCGAACAGUCCGGUACUUAGCAGACCAGGCUCGGCUCGGGAAGCCCAUUAACCUGGGAGAACAGAUAUCAUUAAUGAAUGUAAAUAUUGUGAGACAGAUGCUAUGGGGCACGACGGUCAAGGGAGAAGAGAGGGAGAUUGUUGAAGCCGAGUUCUUAGAAUUGGUUACAGAGAUGAAUGGCCUCUUACUAAAGCCUAAUAUCUCUGACUUUUUUCCGGUAUUGAGCCGGUUUGAUCUUCAGGGUUUGGUUAAGCGUAUGCGAAGACCGGCUCAAAGAAUGGACCGAAUUUUUGACCGGAUCAUUAACCAACGGUUGGGGACGGGCAGUGGCAGUGAUGAGAGAGUUGUGGAUUUUCUAGAUGUCUUGUUAAAAGUCAAGGAUGAAAAAGAUGACAAGACAAAUUUAACAAUGAACGAUGUCAAGGCGUUGCUCAUGGACAUGGUGCUCGGUGGUACAGACACAUCAUUACACGUCAUAGAAUUCGCGAUGGCCGAGCUAUUACACAACCCGGAGAUCAUGAAGAGAGCUCAACAAGAGCUUGACAAAGUAGUAGGCACAGAUAAAGUAGUGGACGAAUCUCACAUCUCUAAACUUCCAUACAUUCUCGCCAUUAUGAAAGAAACUCUAAGGCUUCACACAAUUGCUCCACUCCUUUCUCCCCGCUGCCCUUCACAAACCACUGUGGUUGGUGGCUUCACCAUCCCUAAAGAUUCAAAGAUUUUCAUUAAUGUGUGGGCGAUCCAUAGGAAUCCAAAUAUAUGGGAGGAUCCACUCAAGUUUGAUCCUGACAGGUUUCUUGAUAGGUCUUAUGACUUUAUCGGAAAUGACUUCAGUUAUCUACCGUUCGGGUCUGGUCGUAGGAUGUGUCCGGGGUUGGCUAUGGGCGAGAGGGUUGUUCUUUACAAUCUCGCUACGUUCUUGCAUUCUUUUGAUUGGAUAAUUCCCCAAGCAGAGAGAGUUGGGAUCGAGGAAACGUUUGGGAUCACACUGAAGCUGAAAAAUCGACUUGUUGCCACGCCGGUGCUAAGGUUGUCCGAUCCAAAUCUUUAUCUCUAGUUCAACACAAAGGAGAACUAAAACUUAUACUGCUGGUUUAAAUAUAUGUCUUGUACUAUGGACGCGAAUAAAAUCUCCAUAACUUAAUUUAUAUCACAAAAUUACGGACUACUUGUACAAUUCAAUACGGUAGUAUUAGUAUACAAUGGAUUAUGCAUAUUUGUAA
Molecule: messenger RNA, 1772 nt
Organism: Capsella rubella
Lineage: Eukaryota; Viridiplantae; Streptophyta; Magnoliopsida; Brassicales; Brassicaceae
Product: cytochrome P450 93A3
Exons: 2
Coding region: 89-1606 (505 amino acids)
Molecular function (GO): heme binding; oxidoreductase activity, acting on paired donors, with incorporation or reduction of molecular oxygen; monooxygenase activity
Source: RefSeq, a predicted model, not a curated record